This is a messenger RNA of Calidris pugnax (ruff), 3577 nucleotides long. RefSeq names its product exocyst complex component 3-like protein. Gene Ontology annotation, biological process: exocytosis; exocyst localization. Gene Ontology annotation, molecular function: SNARE binding. Lineage: Eukaryota; Metazoa; Chordata; Aves; Charadriiformes; Scolopacidae. The record is from RefSeq and is a predicted model, not a curated record. Bases 97 to 2112 code for a protein of 671 amino acids. The transcript is spliced from 14 exons. Gene Ontology annotation, cellular component: exocyst.
CACUAACAGUCUCACACUAGACCCAAAAUCAUGGGAAAGCUUUCUGGGAGGUGGGGAGAAAAUUUGGCUCCAUAGCCAGGCGUGAUCUCCUUGCCAAUGAAGAGCUCAGUAUUCCCAGUUGGACCAACAGCAUCUGAAUUUGCUGGGAUUAUGAGGAAGACAAAGUAUUCCUGGGGAGCCUUCGCAGGAAGAGGCAGCAAGUUGGCUGGGGAAAACACAAGGAUGCUUCCCAAGACUGUGCAUGAGGAGAGAAAGAAGCAGGAAGCCAAGAGGAGAGGGAAGCUGAAAACCGUGGCAGGAAAAUUGCUGAAGGCCGUGGCUGGUGGUAAAGAGGCAGUGGAGGAGAAGGCCAGCAGUGAGGAUGUGGCAGGGAAUUUGCUGAAGAUGGCAACCAGCAGGAAGGAAGUGGAGGGAGAGACACCUGCAGAGGAAACCAUCUGUGGAUUCAUUGAGCAAGGAAAAUUUUUUGAAGCUUGUGAUCGUAUUUAUGAUCUGGAGCAUUCUGGAAAUGAUGGUGUGGGAAAGUCUGAAUCACUUUAUACGCUGCUGGCUGAACGAAUGUGGACUGUGGUGGGAGAAGCACUCCGUGGAAGUGGUGGGAUGUUCCUGGAGCCGUUGCAGUCAGUGGGGGAAUCGCUGAAGUGGGAGAAGCAGAAGGAAGCAGAGUGGCUUGGCAGCAGCCAAGAGACGGAGUCUGUUUCCACCUGGAGUCCAAACUUCUGGAGGAAAGAUCUGGAGGAAAAGCUAAUACAUUAUAUAACAGCCCAGAUUCCCCCCUUUGGUUCCUGUAGUAACACAGAUGAGGCUGCACUGAAACAGCACCUGAGUCAGCUGGAAAUGACGUUUAUCCCCAGCCUGGAGCACAGAAGUGGUUUCUUCAAGGAAGCAGGACUGCUCGUCACCUACACCCACUGCUGUCAUGCCUCUUUGUCUUCUCACCUUUCCACACUUACUGACAGUAGCAAUUUCAGCUUCAGCCAAUGCCUUUUAGUUUAUGAAUGGGGCCUUAAAAUGUACAAAAGCAGCAGCGAGACAUGUCUGGGACCCAGGCAAACCCCCCAGCACAACCUUUCCUUUGGUGUACAGUGUCUCAUGUGGAUUAUUUUGAAGACUGAGGAAAAGUUACUUGCAGCCACCCGGAAGGAAGUAGGGAAAGCCCUGAAAGAAGCCUUUGAUAUCGGGAAACCCCCUUGUGCAGAUGCUGCAGUCAUUCAGAUUCUGACAGAGAAGACAGAGGCUGCCUGGCGUGUCAGUGAGAGCCUGAGUGAGAAGGUGGAAGCUGUGUGCCUGGAGGAGUGCCUGAAGUUCCUGGACAGCUACCAAAAUGAAGUACGAAGCUCUCUCCAGCUCAACAGCUGCCCUGGGAUCUGCAGCAGCUUACGAAUCCUGGAGAACUGCUGUAUUCUCAGGACUGUCUGGCAUAAGCUGACAUACAUUUGCAGUGCCAGCACUGGGCAGGAUGUUAAGGUAAAUGGAUUUCUAGACAGGAUGGAAGAUGAGAUUACGGAGCAUUUUCUGCAGACAGUCACUUCUAAAGUCAAGGGAACACUGAAGGAGCACUUCAAAAAGUGUGACAGUGGUUUUGACCACAUCCUUGAAUCCUUAAAGCAAAGCUUUUUGGCAUUUGGGAAGAAAAAAACAGACACGUAUGAGGCCCUCGUCAAGGCUGUCAACGCCAUCAUUAUUACAGAAUAUCUGCAGGCCCUCCUGACCACUUCCAGGAAACCAUCUUCCGUGCAGAGGAGGAGGAUUGUCAGCAAGAUAGCAGAAGAUCAUAGAAUGCUGCAAACCGUCUUUAAAGAGUGCUUAGGUCCUGCGGCUGGUCCCCUCAAGGAUCCUCUCAAAGCAAUUUUAGAACUUAUUCAAACUUCUGAUGCUGAGGGAAUGAAAAUAGCCCUUCUGCCCAUUCUCAAAGAAUUUCCUGAUCUGAGGAAGGAACAUCUGAGUGCGGUGCUGGACAUCAAAGACUCGCUCAGCCGAGAAGACCGAGCUGCUCUCUUGAAGGCAUUUCACGAUAAUUACAGGGAAUCAGAAACAGAAGCAAACUUGCUUUUUGCAGAUAUAGAAGUAAAACCUAGAAAAUACGGACUCUGUGGCUGCCUCUGCUGUUAGCAAAGGCCUGCCGUGAGAAACAUGAGGUCUCACUCCCACGUGGCAGCAUCUGCAAUCACAGCUCCUUGAAAGCUUUGGGGACCCGUGCAGCCGGAUGCACAGAGAAGCCUGACAGCUAUGGAAGACACACUUCCUGCACUUCUGCAGGAAAAACAUGUGGCCAAAAUCCGAAUCUUCGCUGCAAAGCCCAGGUGGAAGGUGAAUGAGAUAUGGCAGAAAGACAUUCCUUCGAAAUUUCCUAGAGAUUGCCACUUAGCUGAGUCCUGGUGGUUAUUCCCAGGACGUGGCAUGGUGGUGUGUGGAGGGGGAGGAAAGUUCCCCCUCACCAAAUGUCUCUCCAUUUCCAUCCCUUGUUUCCUGCAAUCUCACAUGAAACCAGGGACUGCUGCGGUGUCCUAGCAGGUGACAUGGCAUCGCAACCUCCCCCAGGGACUCAGGACCCUCCGUUAGGGCAUCCUGCCCAGCCCAUGGUGCUGGUGGCACCUGGAUCCACCCCUCAAAGCCUGGAAGGAUGCAGAGAGCUGCUCUUCUCUUGCUCCCUACACACAAAGGCUGUGACCCAAUUUGGGGACAGCCUGCCAUGGCACCGGCUGCGGGACAGGGAGCUCUUCCCAUAUGAGUUUUACAGCUGGCUCUGGAGCAGAGAUUUGCAUUCAUUUUUAUACCUCAGUUACUGGAAAUUUCCUCUUGGAGAGGGAGGGGAAAGCCUCCUGGGAAGCAGGCAGUGAAAGGAGUUGUUUGUCCCGGCCUCCGGGCAAGGUCUGUGCUGUUUUCAGAUGUAAAUAGGCAGUUCCGCCGGGAAAACACUGAUUUUUCUUCCCAGUUAUCUAUGGACUGGUCACAACCUCCAAGCUGGAUUUGGUUCAAGGCCCUCCUUUGCUAUUGUGUUAAUAUAGGCCAUUACAGCUCCUCUCUGGCCCUGUAAAUGAGAAAAAAGCUUUGCUACCUCUGACGUGCCAGUGCUUUUUUGAGCAGCCAUUUCCCUUCAAAUCUGCUUCCCCAACAAGAAAAGGGGUAAAUUUGUGCGUAACCCAUUGAUAUGCGAGGCAGGGGCUGUGUCAGGUGCUGGGUGGGUGCUGCCAUGCUCUGCUGUGCUGUCACCCUGGGGACAUGGGUGGCCAGCCUUGGGGACAGCUUGUCCACCCAGAGCCCUCCCUGUAGAUGGGGUCUUGUGAGCUUGGCAGGAGCUGGGGCAGGUUUAUCAUUGUCAUGAGCUCUGCUCCUGGCACAGUGCUGAGAGUGGGGUGAGCGGCAGAGAAAUGAGAAGGAACAGGCUGUUCCACCUCCAGAGAGUCCUCUGUGGGCUUUUGGGGGCACCAUGAGACCUCGGCAUCGUUACACUCAUAUCACUGAAGGGCAGUGAGAGCAUCCUGUGCCCUGCCUGCCCUUCCUGGCUGCACAUCAGCUUCAAAUGCCCAGCUCCUCUGUCCCUUGUGUUUUAUAGCUGUCCCUUGCAGCUUCAGUG